CCAAAGUAGGCUGUUUUUGAGGGCAGAAACUCCACCCUCACGGGUCUCGUAAUUGAAUACAAUUUUUCCACUCGUGUAUUAAUUUGAAUUCACGCGAUCAUCGAGUGGUAGUUACACUGGAAUCGCCGAAGGUGGAAAUAUCCGCCUAUUCCAAGCAUUUGAGAAUUAUUCGAAAAGCGAAAUACGUUAAUUCGUACAACGAAAUUGAAUGAAGUUGCAUUGAUAAUUCAUAAGUGUGGAAAAUUUUGAAUGAGCGUCAGAAUAUAUUUUACGCGGGGAUUGAUUUAUUAUCGAAAUACGAUAUCAGUAGUGACACUGAUACGGUGCUAAUUUACAUAGUUAGACUAUUUGUAAUUAAAUCAACAGAAGUGAUUCACGGUAAACGAACGUAUGCAAAGUUUCGUUAACGGUUGAGUAUUCGUUCAUUCAUAUUCUUGUUCGUCAAGGUAUUACGUACGUGAUUUUGCUGCAUACAUUACUUGCAUAUAUUGAAAUGACAUGUGCUUCUGAUGUCGUUUAUGUGUGCGUGUUUAUCUCUUGACUGUUCGCAAGUUACAUCGAAUCAUCAGUUUCUCCUGUGCGAUUAUGAGAAACGUGGCUAUAGUUUGUAUUCGUAGGGGUGUAUCAUUCUCCUUAGAAAGGGCGUGUAUUUGCUCGCCGACGCAACAUUUAUCUCACCAGUGUUUCCCAUUAAUCGUAAUCGGAAGCCGUUAGAGGAUGCAAACGCAGUAUCGAGACGAACGUGUGUAACUGCAAUUUUGUGAUUGUUUCAUCACGAGAACCCGAAACUCGGUUAACGUGCAACGCCCUUUUCUAUCAUCGGGCUUAUCUCGAAACGUAAACUUGUACGUAGCUGAAAUUGAUCAUUACGCCAUCCAGAGUAUUUCGCCGAGUAAAUACGUUGCAAAUCUUGGUUGACUAUAGUGUUUUAAAAUUUAUGGGAAUUUUAUGCGUACGACAUUGUGCUUUCGAUGCUUUAUCGAAAUAUUAUUAAAUUGUUAUCAAAACUGUUGCUCCUACGUCGUAGUUAAAGGAGACGUCCGAAUUAUUGAAGCGGACAAGUUUGACGCAGGUCUCGUAAAUACAUAUUUUAUCUCUGUUGUCUCAACACACAAUUUGUCCAGUGUACGUUGCCUGUUAAAAUUACGCGUUUCGGUAGAAAGAAGAAAUAAUAGAUGUUAAUUAAUUAUCUCGACACUUUCAUUGUGUGUGCACGUAAUUCGAAGUUGACAACGUUAGCGGGCGCUGACCGUAAACACACAACACAGGCUGUGAGUAAAUGUAAUUGUAUUACGUUUGUAUACUGAACAAUUUACAGUGCGUGUGAUUCCCGUGGGAAAUCCCUGCUUGGAAUAGAAUAUUCGAUCGCCAAGUACCGCUGCUUACUAGCAAAACAUGUACCGAACCUAAAUUAUUCAAGUACCAGUUCCACUUUGGCUGUGAAGGGUCAGCACUGAACUUGAGUCUAAAAUAGUAAAGUGUUCUUACUCGUUAUUACUUUUCAUAUGUCUGGGUCAAUGUUGUUACAUACUAAGGAGUGUUUUUAAAUCGAAACUACGAUACUCGAAUCGUGAAUCAACGCCAAACAUUCAAUUCAUAGUCAAUAUUUUACAUCGUUACGACCUUAUUCCUUACAUAUUUCCGAAUUUAUAUUUCUCUCGUUGAAACGUAGUUACGUAUUCUACUCGAUUUUUUACCCGCGUUUUACAUCGAUUGCUUCCGAUCCGACGGAUCGAUCGUCGUGACAUAGAACGAACACGAUCGAUAUUGGAAAACAGCUAACUACUUACGAGCGUAAAGGUAGUACUUUCAAAGCAUCGAAAUUUGGCUGAAAGCUACGAAAAGCGUUUGCCGUUGACACAACGGAAAUCCAUAAUCGAUAUCGACGAUGUUUAAAUGUUGUGUGUGCAACAAGAGUGCAAAGAAGGAGAAGACGAACGGGGAUGUGGCAAAGCAAAGUCAGAAAACGAUGGCCUCGCAGAUAGUUUCCGUCAACUCGACGAAAAUCGAAGAAGACGGGCCGAUUGGACGAGAGGAGAAGUUGAACGGUGACGUGCAGAGAUUGGAGAAAGUUUCGCCAUCUAUGGAGAAUUGUUCUGCGGAAGUAGUCGACGACUUAACUGUCAAGAGUCCGUUACCUUCCGGUAAGCGCGAUGAAAUCGACGAUGGUUCUCGACCGAGGAAAGAAUCGAUAGUGGAAUCGAACAAGGAAAAUGGCGAUGAUGCUGCAAAUUCGAUCGAUCAAACGAAGAAGAAUAAGAAAGAUGAAGAGAAUGGAAUUAAAGAUGCGAGUGGAAAUGUAGAAGUAAAUGGGUGUGAUAAUCUGAGUGGGAUUGGCGAUGGGGGUGGGUUUGUAGAGGCGAUAUUGCAUUCCGGUGUUCCUAGCAUUGUCAAAACAAAUCUUUACGACUCAUCCGCCGCGUACAUCGAGAGAACGAUCGAUGAUGGACCUGAAGAAGAAGGCGACGAUUCCGUUUUCGAAGCAUGUCCGAACGACAACAAUGCUAUUAAAAAGACGACACCAGUUUCGUCAGUUCCUCGUUGGCUAUCGGAGGAGGACGACGGCGAUCAUGAUUCGGAAGAAUGCAGCGGAAUGCAAGAACCACCAGCGACACCGGUCGCCCGCGACGAACUAGCUUUAAGGCGACACAGAUUCUUCUCCGAUUUAUUGCACGCCGCACAAACUACGACGGAGCACAGAGUGAGGUUUGACCCACUAGGACCGAUGGUACACGCCGGCUGUGAAGCUAGUGAUAAGGAAGAUCACUUAGAAGAACUGGUAAAUCGAUUGGAAAGUGUUACCAAACGACUGGAAAAAGUACAGACUCAUACUGUAACUGAAACUCAAGAUUCUGCUGUUCAAACAAGUACACCAUCACCAAAAAAGGCUCAAUCAAUUGGCAAUAGUGUGUCGAUACAGUCUGCCUCACCAACUCGAUUGCUACAUAAGCCAGCAGUGGACAAAUCUGUCAGCAUGUCAGUCGCAGGCUAUGAAGAUCUUUUGGCUGGUCCUGUAAAAGAGUACUUGCAGUUGAGUCAGAAAAUUGGCGGCGAUGUUGCCACCCACAGCAAACUCGUAGAAAAGGCAUUCCAAAUUCAACUGGAGUUCAUUCGGACUGCGGCAAAUCGAUCGGCUCCGGUAAAUCAAUCUGAACAAAUUUCUCUACUUGGACCUACAUCUUCACAAAUUCAACAAAUUCAAGAUUUUCGCGAGAAAAACAGAGGAUCUCAAUUUUUCAAUCAUUUAUCUGCAAUUAGUGAAAGUAUUCCAGCUUUAGGAUGGGUUGCUGUAUCACCUACACCAGCACCUUACGUGAAAGAGAUGAAUGAUGCUGGCCAAUUCUAUUCUAAUCGUGUAUUAAAGGAUUGGAAGGAAAAAGAUAAAGUACAUGCCGAAUGGUGCAAAGCUUGGAUUCAAACGCUAAGCGAUCUUCAACAGUAUGUACGUCAACAUCACACAACAGGACUGGUAUGGGCAAAAACUGGCUCUGCUCCAGCAGGCAUACCACCACCUCCACCACCAUGUAUGCCUAUGGGAGAUGUGGCACCAGUCAGUAUUGCCGAUGACAGAAGUGCUCUUUUCGCCGAAAUAAAUCAAGGAGAAGCUAUUACAAAGAAUUUAAAGAAAGUCACUUCCGAUAUGCAAACACAUAAGAACCCUUCAUUGAGGACUGGUCCAGCACCAUUUAAAGCACCAGCAGUCGAAAAUGCUAUACCAUCAAAAUCCGUGCCACUUCCGAGUGCACCGAUUGAGAAACCACCUGUAUUUACUAAAGAUGGAAAGAAAUGGCUUAUAGAAUACCAAAGAGGAAAUAAAGACUUGCUCAUCGAUAACGUAGAGAUGAAUAACGUGAUCUAUAUGUUCCGAUGUCAAGAUAGCACCCUGAUCGUCAAUGGCAAAGUUAACACUAUUGUCAUGGAUUCGUGUCGUAAAUCGUCAAUCGUUUUUGAUUCUGUGGUAUCGAGCAUCGAAUUCGUCAACUGUCAGAGCGUACAAAUGCAGGUACGUGAAAAGGUACCUACUAUCUCCAUUGACAAGACAGAUGGCUGUCAGAUGUAUUUGAACUCGGAAUCAGUGGACGUAGAACUUUUCAGCAGCAAGUCUAGCGAAUUAAACUUCAUGGUACCAGAAUCAGGGAGUUAUCGCGAGUACGCUGUACCGGAGCAAUUCAAGACGACUAUUACUCCACUAGGUCCUAAAACCGUUGCGAUCAAUUCAGUGGAUUAAAACGCCAAUAAUUCAACUACUCAUAGCCUAAAGUUAACGUCUGUCUAAGAGUACGGCUCAUUAGAGGUAUCAUCUUCAGAGAAUUCGUCGAUUUAUUAUUUAUUGCUUCUUCAAUUAAUUUAAGAAUUCGGGAGAAAGGCGAAGAAGUAGAAGAGAGUAGUUUCAUCCGCGCGCAUAGAUCUGCGAUUCUGUGUCGUAUUCAGAGAAUCGUGGAAUCGAAUUAGAUAAAUCGAUUAAACAACAUUGCAACGUUACAGCCCUAUCUCUUUCAAUGUAUUUGCGCAUUUCGUGGGGAUCAUCGAUUCUAUGCAGAUCGAAAUUGGAGUCAAGUGAGAAAGGAUGCUUGAUCAUACGAGUCUUGUCAAAUUUAUGUAUGCUGGUAUUCGAUAAUCUGCGGCUCAACAUUUUGUAAUAUAGCACCGAUUAGGUUAGUGAUUCGUUAAGCAGGUGUUCAUAUAACGGAAUCGACAUUCUUCACGAAAAAUUAUUUCGCACGUUGGUGCUGAGAUUAGGGGGCUGUAGGUUGCAUUAAGAAUAGGUAUGGACAAAAGUUUUACUACCCUCGAAUCGCACUUUUAUACAUUUACACCAUUUUCUAUUGUGAUCGAACUUUUGCCCAAACCCGGUCGCUUCAAGAUUUCAAUCAACUCGCCAAGGAAUUGCCACUCGAUCGUUUUAGUGGAAGAAAGGAGAGCGAGUAUCGCACGUACACAUUUGAGAGUAUAGAAUCGAGAAACAUUCAUGAGCCAUUUAUAAAGUGUUAGGGACGUCAUAUCAAUAGGUCGAUAUAUUACCUCUAGACUUUUGCAGCAAAUAACUCUCUUCAUCAGUUUAGCGCAUGGAAUUACCUUGGUUCGGGACAAAUUUCUUCAUGAAUUGUAUAUGUUGUAUUCUUAAUUCUCUUUGACGAUUUUAAAGCUUAAGUAAUUCAGUUCACGUGUCUUCCGAAUCUAUGAACGUUCGUGAUUUGUAAAUAGGAUUGAAUACUAAAUUUGUUUUAUGUAUAGCAUUCGACUCAUCGUGAAUUUGAGAAUUUUAAUAACCUUGGCACGGUCGUUGAGUGUUGAGUGUAAAUUGAAACGAUCAAAAUGGUUGUGCAAAAGUCUUGAUGGUACCAGCGGUGAAGAGGAAAUACCUUGAACAAUAAAAAAAAUUGUGAACUCAAUAUUGAACUUCAAAUGCGUGCUGUUUGAACGUGACGUAAAUUACAUUGUGAUUUUUACCACUUGGUAUAUUGUGCUAAUCGUAGGUAUAAUCUAAUAUUAGAGCUACUUAACUGAGGCACGAUUUAGAAUAACAAGAUCGUUUAAGGUAACAAUGGAGCCAGCAGUUCGAUCCUUUUUACCGAAGAGACUUAAGCAGAUUCGAACGAUGCGAUUUUUCUAUCGUUUCUAUGGUACUAAAUGUGUUUAAUUACGGAGCGACGAUUAUUUGAUUGAGGAUCGUACUGUCUUUAACACAGUAAUCUUUAACAGCUUUCAUUUUAAUAUCGAUAGAGUAUUAUAUCGAAAGUAAUCAAUAUUUAUUUCCGAAUAUGAUUUUCAGUGCUAUUUCUAAUUGUCCUAAUAAAAGGUAAUGAUAUACCA
Hylaeus anthracinus is the source of this 5814-nucleotide messenger RNA. RefSeq names its product adenylyl cyclase-associated protein 2 (gene capt). Gene Ontology annotation, molecular function: adenylate cyclase binding; actin binding. The coding region runs from base 1889 to 4228 and encodes 779 amino acids. The transcript has 9 exons. Gene Ontology annotation, cellular component: cytoplasm. The record is from RefSeq and is a predicted model, not a curated record. Lineage: Eukaryota; Metazoa; Arthropoda; Insecta; Hymenoptera; Colletidae. Gene Ontology annotation, biological process: regulation of adenylate cyclase activity; cytoskeleton organization; cell morphogenesis.